AUGGCAUUAGAGUCAACAGUGUCCGCGACGCCAUCUGCCACUAGCAAUAGCGGCAUCGUGUCCACGAGCUCGAGCACAACCGUUUCCAAGCAUCAAGACGUCAAUGUGAACCACAAGCAUGGCGAUUUCCGCAUGCAGGUUCUCUUGAAAUACAUCAAGAGAGCCUCCGAUUAUGCCGCCGAACAUGUCGACAUUGACAAGGUCAUUCGGGAGCACGACGAAGUCGUCCGUAAAGACGGAAUCAGAAAACAACGCCUUCGCGAGAGAGACGAACAGAUCAAACAACUGGAGACGAUACACAACAAGAGCCUGGACGAACACGAACAGCGACACGAGAAAUGGUGCCGUGAAAGAGAUGAUCUGAUGGAAAAGGCUAGAAGAGAAAAAGAGGUGAUCCUCAAUGACCAUGUCUCUGAACUGGCCCAAGUGCAAGCUGAAUUAGGUCAUUGGAAAAGCCAGUCAGCUUCUCUUGCCAAAGAGGUGCAAACCGGAAAGCGGGAGAUCCAGCUUACAGAAGCAAAGCUCAACCUCACGACUCAGAAACUGGACCAGUGGGAACAGUACACAUCCCAUACUAAGCCUUUGAAUCAAGUGGAAGCGCGUUCGAAGAUUGACGAGUUCUUCAAAACCUUCUGUUAUACCAUCCCCGCUCACUUCUCGGAAGAUCUCCAGCCGGACGUUCUAACGAUGCAUGAAGCUUGGACCAGUGGUAUCAAACGACUACAAAUAGAGGAUGUACCCUUUCAAGUCACACAUGCGAAUACCGAGCUGGCCAAAAAGCUGCGUGUAGCGUUAGCCAUGCACACCGUCUCCGACGAGCUGACAAAACGAGUCUUUCAACCGUGGUUCAUACCCGACCCGACGGGAUUCGGCUGUGGUUCGAGAUUUCAAGAGACAAUGAGAAGUCAUUUCGUAGCCGAGCCAAAGAAGGGACAGCUAGUGCGGGCGCUGUGGUCGUCAACACAAUCUCGGUCAGAGGUAGCUGAAGUCAUUCAACAGCGAAGCCUCGCUGCCCGGGAAGCAGUCAUCGGCAAGUUAUCCUUCAUGUUCAAUGACAAUGGCGCCGUCGACCUCCGCAAUAUCCUUGCCAACAUUUUCUCGGAGGCAGCAAAGGUAUGGGAGGAACUUCAGUAUUGCGAUGACGACGUGCAAAUCGUCACCUGUGACGACGCGAACGCCUCAGAUUUGACAUGGUUCUACUUGGAGGACUUUGGCCUGCCUCGCGAACACUCAGACAAGAGACGACUCCUUCUCUUUCCGGGAUUCUAUCUCCCAGAUCACCAGUCCAUGCUGUACGAGGGCUAUGCCCUUUUCACCGAUCAGGAGCUCGUGAUCGAAGCAAUGAAGGAGGCUCGCCGCUUGAGUCAGGCGUCGAGAGCAGGGGCGCGGCCAAGCCGGACUUUGGGCGGGUUGUCUCGAGCCACGAAGCGCUUUUCUCUCUCGUCGGGCAUGCCCUUGAGUCCUCCAGUCUCGCCAACGUCGACUUCGCAGAAGUUGAGGUCUGUCGACAUCAACGACGUCGACACGGCGGCGACCCCGCGAGGGCUGGGCCUAAAGAUUGGGGGCGUUGCAAGCCAGAACGGCAGCGAGGUAUAG
Messenger RNA from Capronia coronata CBS 617.96, 1596 nucleotides. RefSeq lists its product as uncharacterized. The transcript has 3 exons. The coding region runs from base 1 to 1596 and encodes 531 amino acids. Lineage: Eukaryota; Fungi; Ascomycota; Eurotiomycetes; Chaetothyriales; Herpotrichiellaceae. The record is from RefSeq and is a predicted model, not a curated record.